This is a messenger RNA of Vespa velutina, 4929 nucleotides long. It is a transcript of the gene tay, whose product is annotated as autism susceptibility gene 2 protein. The record is from RefSeq and is a predicted model, not a curated record. NCBI's taxonomy places the organism in Eukaryota, Metazoa, Arthropoda, Insecta, Hymenoptera, Vespidae. Bases 282 to 4397 code for a protein of 1371 amino acids. The transcript has 16 exons.
CGCUGUUAAAAGAGUUGUCUCGCGACGCGGUGCUGCCGUUGCCCGACUCGUCGUCGCCGCCGGCGUCGCCGUCGUCGUCCUCCUCCUCCUCCUCCUCCUCCUCCUCCUCCUCUUCCUCUUCCUCCUCCUCCUCCUCGUCGUCGUCCUUCUCCUCUUCCUCCUGGUCGUCCUCGCUGCUGCUACCGCCGCCACCGCCGCUUCAUCCGCCUCUGCCUCCGCCGCCGCCGCCGCCGCUCCCGCCGCCGCCGAGGAGGCAAAGGCCACUGUGGUGGUGCCUCGGUAUGGAGAUCGAGGCGAAGCAGAGGAAUCAAAGGAAUCGGAGACGAGAACGAGCCCUGCGUAUGCUGGCGCAAAGGGAAAACCUCGUUAAUGCCAAGCAGCAACAACAACAACAACAGCAGCAGCAACAACAACAACAACAGCAGCAGCAGCAACAAUCAAAUCAACAGCAGAAUCAACAACAACACAGCCACCAACAACAACAACAACAACAACAACAACAACUGCAACAACAACAGAAUCAACAAAGUCAACAGCAAACGAUUAGACAGAGACCACCCAACGACGAAGAAGAUAGUCAUAGUGGCGAGGACGAGGAUAAUCAUCCAGCCGGUGGCGGUGGUGGUGGUGGUGGUGGUGGUGGAGGAGGUGGAGGUGGUGUUGGUGGUGUUGGUGGUGUUGGUGGUGUCGGUGGUGGUGUCGGUGGUGUUGUUGGUGGUGCUAGUGCCGGUACUGGUACUGGUGGUCCACUUGGAUUAUCUGGACUUGGUGGACUAUCCAGGAACGCGCAUUCUCGCGACGGUGGACACUCGAGGCCACCGAGGCCACCUCGACCUCCCAGACCUAGGAAGAAGUCUUCCCUAGCCGCUGCCGCAGCCGCCGCGGCAGCGGCCACCAAUAAUCAGAAGGAACCUCCCUUCGAGGAAGACAUCAUCGACGGAUUCGCCAUCCUCGCCUUCCGCACCUACGAGGAACUCGAGAGUGCAAUAAAGCUAGCUGGUAAAAAUAAUGUAAAGAAGCUGCAUACGUUGCUGUCAAUAGUGGAUGAAAAACCAAAGCUGGAUACUGGACAAAAUAAUAGGCACAACGAGCACCAUAUCAAAAAUCAUUUCAAGCACAACCACUAUACACAUAAUUCCAUAUUGACACCAUCGACGCUCAAUCAGGGUCUAGAUGCAGGUACAAGCGACGAUAGUGGUAGAGCGUCUGAACAAUUGCAUGGCCCUGGUAUACCUAGGGAUUGCCAGGACGCAGACAGUUCCAGGGACCAUCUCAGCGAUGCUAGCAGUCAUUGCAGUUCGGGUAAAGGUUAUAUCUGUGAUAGUGAAGGAGAAGACGAUAAGGGCUCGGAUGCAGAGUCGAUACUCUUUGAAUCUUCUACCCCACCACCCCUUGCACGUAAAUACGAGCUGCCAUCUUCUUCGCCGCACGUGUUGCCUCCAGCGAACGGAGCAGGCGGAUCUCCUCCGGACACGGGUGGACAAAUUUCCAAUCCUGCAACGGAUGCACCGGCGCCUAUACCACCUCCAGUGCCAGCAUCUGCACCAGUUCCAACCGCACCGAGCCCUCCUAGCCCAACAUUACCCCCACACAUAUCCCAACCACCGAUGACUAGUCCAUUGGCAGCCAAUCCUCGUGCAAUAGCUCCGCAACAACGACCAGCUUCGCCUGCUCUGCCGCCGCCUUCCUUAUCCCAGCAACCUCAUACUACGAUACCUGCAUUGCAUCCACCUAAUGUGCCCCUCGUUUCAUCGAGCCAUACUACUAGUCCGGCGGUAGCUAAUUUAGGUGUUGCUCCAGCGGCACCAUCAAACGGUGCUGCUACCACGAGCUAUCCACCACCAAUACCCAUGGCCGCCUAUCCUCAAACACAACCGUCGUAUCCACCGCUUUAUACGCCGUACACAGCUCUAAAUCAUAGUCCGUAUCUCCCACCUGCGGUACCAUCUCCUUCCCAUUCCGCUUCUUCGCGUACAGAUGUGAGAGGAAGUAGAGCCUCCCCUUGUACUAACAUAAGUAAGCAGACUAUAGGUAAUAACAUCACGAGUCAUAAUAAUACUCCUCUUAGUGCGGCUACUACAACAUGCGUGUCCACCAUAACUAAUACAGUUACCACGGCGAAUACCAUUGCUCACAGAGAUAUGGUGGCCUGUAGUUUGUCUGGAAGAAAUAAUAAUAAUAAUUCUCCGCGUGGACAUAGUCCUAGUCGAGAAAGAGACAGUUACAGUAGCAACGUGAGUAGCCUAAGUAGAGGCAGCAUCACACCUGUAAGUGUGCCAAACACGUCCUCACCAGCUAAUUCUAGUCUACCUGCUUACACCAAACCACAGGGAUGGAUUGGUAGCAGCACAACCUCGCAGCUCUCUCCAGCAACAGCAACGUCAGUACCAAGGCCAACUCCUCCACCUGUACCACCACUCGGAAUUCAUACAUUUCCACCGCCGAUGUUUGCAGCUCCUUUACCACCACCUGUUUCUAGUUCCAGUCCUCAUACUUCACUCCCUUCACUUCCUCCACCUACGACCAAUCCCAAUCCGUUCUCAGCAGAAUCACUUUUUCAAACAAGGGUGACUCACGUUGCAGGUCAGGCAGACCUGUUAAGAAGAGAGCUCGACAAUAGAUUUUUGGCAUCUCAGGAUAGAAAUGUCAGUGUUGGAGUUGGAAAUUUGGGUCCACCGCCUUAUCUUAGAACGGAAAUGCAUCAUCAUCAGCAUCAGCAUACGCACGUGCAUCAGCAUACAACGCCUUUACUUCCACCGGCAGCGGCCACGACGUUAUUUCCACCUCCUAUCUUCAAAGAUAUACCAAAACUUGGCGGAGUGGAGUCUCCCUUUUUUCGAGGUAAUUUAAACUUGUCUGGAUAUUCCGGAUUCAACACGGGAAUACUUCAUCCUGGGAUUGGUCCUCCUUCGACACCUUUUGUACCUCCCAAUCAUUUAACAUCAUUUGCACCAAAGGUAAAAAAGAAGAGCGGAAAAUGGAAUGCAAUGCAUGUACGCAUCGCAUGGGAAAUUUAUCAUUACCAACAAAAGCAACAAGCCGAAGCAAAAGCUGGAAGUGUUGUUAACACGAAAACUGAAUUGCUAAGACCCCCAAGCCAUCUUUAUCCAGGAGGACCCGCAAGUGGUUUGGGAAUAACAGCUCCUCCUAUGGCACCUCCAUUCCCAACUAAUAUGCCACCUGCUCAUCCUGCACCACCUCCACCUCAUCCCGUUGGCUUCCUAUCCACGCCAACUUCUCAUUUAGGAACUGGAAUGUCACCAUUUGGAAGAUAUCCUUCGACGUUUGGAACACCAAAUCCAAACUUUCCAGGUCUAUCAAGUUUUCCCCCGGCGAGAGAAAUGCCACCAUUAAGUGGCUUGAGUUCUGUACAUGAUCCAUGGAGAGGAUUGCAACGCGCAUCCACUGGUUUUCCACCUACCACUGUGUCAUGGGGGUUGAAACCAGAGCCACCAACGAUCGACAGACGAGCUGAACUCGAAGAACGUGAACGUGAACGCGAACGUGAACGAGAACGUGAGAGAGAACGUGAACGUGAACGUGAACGUGAACGUGAACGCGUUCGACGUGAGAGAGAACGAGAAAGGGAGGAACAACGUGAAAGAGAAAGACGUGAACGCGAAAAGGAAGAGAAGAGGAAGCAGCAGGAAGCUGCAGAACGUGAAAGAGAAAGACGAGAUAAGGAGCGUCGUGAAAUGGAGAGGCGUGAGAUGGAAAGAGAAAGAUUGCUUCAUCAAAAUCGACAACACGUGCUUGUAGGAAGGGAACGUUCGCCGUUAAGAAACGGUUCGGCGCCGUUAGACGCCGGAGAGGUUCGUGUUAAGGAAGAACCACGUAGCAAAGACGACGAAGUAGUUAUGCUUCCAAGGCCAUCAGGUCCUGGUCCAGGUGGUACAUCGGGUACAACAGGCCCUGGAUCAAAUCCAUUAUCUGAUCCAAGAUACCAUCACCCACAUCCACACGCUUAUCUAACGAGGCAUCCGCACAGUAUGCCCGCACCACAUUCUAUGCCACGAAGUAUGCUUCCAGGCUUAGGUGCUCAUCCGAUGCAACAUUUUCCACCACCGUCUGCGCCUACAGGUCAACCAGGUGGUCCUUGGCCGGCGGAUCCCUUUAGGGAUUACAGAUACGAUCCUCUUCAACAAUUACGUUAUAAUCCUCUAAUGGCUGCUGCUGCCUUUAGAGCGGAAGAAGAAGAACGAGCAAAACUUUACGCAGGAUAUCCACCGGCUCCAGUAAAUACACUUAGAGGCAAAGAUCCUAGUCCUGGACCAUUAAGCAAUUUACAUAUACACCAUAGAGCCGGUCCUGGUCCAGGUGUACCGGCGAGACAACUUGAGCCUGCAUUAAUGCAUGCAGAUAUUCAUAAAAAAGAGGACGCAUCGCAAUCCCGAUGAUACAUCCUCCCCACGUCCUCAGCUUCUGCAAGUGAACGCACCGAUGGCUCCACGUUUUGAACAAUUCGAGUUACAGACACUCUCUUUCUCUCUCCUCCUUAAAUUCAUCGGUGCUGAUAUUUUGCUAAUGGAGAAGGGGCGUUUAUUAUUUAAUAUGGGAAAAGAAAGGAAACAAAAAGGAAAAAAAAAAAAUUGUAUAUAGAUUAUGUAAUUUAUAGUUAUCAAAGAGAGUACGAGAGAACGUGUGAGUAGAAUAUUAUUGACUUGAUAUGUAAGGACCGUACGAUUAAAUACGGUGCUGCUUUUUUUUUGCCCGUGUCUCAUCGUCGAAGAGAGAAGAAUGAUCGCGGACUUUAUUGACGGAUUAUGACGAAGGAUUUUUCGCAUCGAUUCAUUUCGAUUAAGCGAGACACGUUUGAUGAUGAUGGAAUCCAUGCUAAAAAAAGAAGAGAAAAAAAAUGUGAUUUCAGCGAUUUUGGGAAAUCUGACUGUCUAUAGCGAUAUAAAUUUUAAUUAUUAUUAUUAUUAUUAU